UGUGAGAGAAUGAUAAAAUGGUGCAUUCGUCGAUCAAACCGGGCCACACAUCCGAAGCCAGAAAUUAAAUUAACAUCCACCAUUUUGUUUAUUUUCGCGAAAAUAACUCUUUUCCCGGAUACGUUGUAGAAUAUUCCUGUUUUACCGCUAUAUGAUAGAGUGAUCUACUUAUUCUGGCAAUGAUUAUAAGAUUAGGAAUGUGCUAUUAGCGUUCCUAUCUAUUAUCGGGCCCUUGUGUUGAAAUUUGCAGACAUCGGCCGCGCCGCUAGUAAACACUCUUUGAAAAUUACCAGCGUAACGUCGAAGAAAAAUAAAACCCCGAACACGCAGGGCACCCGAGUCGAUGAGAAAAGUUCGUUGAAAUUUGUUCAACGGAUAUUCAGCAAGUGCAAAGGGAGCAAUCCCCUGGCGUUAAAGGAAAUAUCAAAGAGUUGUGGGCGAGAGUCCCCCGUGGCGCGCCCGGCUAACAUGAACCACACGCCUGCACCGGACAGGCAGCAGCACGACUCUAAUGUGAACCAGGUGGAGGAGAUGGAGACUCAGGAUGUGGAGACUGUAGACACUGUUACUGACAAGACCUGGGAGGACGAUCUUAUGAAAGGUCCCAACGGAGAGGUUGUCAUGGGUGAGGUUAUGAAGAACCAGGAAACCACAUCGUCUGAUAUGCCCCUCGCUUGUUUAGAUACGGAAAUGGAGGACGACGAGGCGCGAUCAGAAGCCACAUUUCGUUUCACGGUACAGAACUUCAGGAAUCUGAAAGAUUCUGUUUUAUCGCCGCCGUGCUACGUCCGAAACCUCCCAUGGAAGAUCAUGGUGAUGCCGCGGCAAGCUCCGUCCCCCGACCGCCAGCAACAGAAGUCGCUAGGCUUCUUCCUUCAGUGCAACGGCGAAAGUGAAUCCUCGAGUUGGUCGUGCUACGCCAUGGCAGAACUGAGACUUAUUUCCCAUAAGCCCGAAACUGAACCUUUCUUCAGGAAGAUUCAGCAUUUGUUCUACAGUAAAGAGAACGACUGGGGUUUCUCUCACUUCAUGGCAUGGAACGAUGUAUUAGAUCCGGAAAAGGGUUACAUAAAGGACGACGCAAUCACAUUGGAGGUGCACGUGACCGCUGAAGCGCCACACGGCGUGUCCUGGGACUCGAAGAAACACACCGGCUAUGUUGGUUUAAAGAAUCAAGGUGCGACUUGUUAUAUGAACUCAUUGUUACAAACACUGUAUUUCACGAAUCAACUACGUAAGGCUGUGUAUAAGAUGCCGACGGAAUCUGACGAUAGUACCAGAUCUGUUGCAUUGGCCUUACAAAGAGUGUUUUACGAAUUGCAAUUCUCUGAUAAACCGGUUGGCACAAAGAAACUUACAAAGAGUUUUGGAUGGGAGACACUUGAUUCUUUUAUGCAGCAUGAUGUGCAGGAGUUUCUUAGGGUACUUCUAGAUAAAUUGGAGAGUAAAAUGAAGGGCACAUGUGUAGAAGGCACAGUGCCGCGUUUAUUUGAGGGUAAAAUGACGUCGUAUAUCAAGUGCAAAAAUGUGAAUGUGUCCAGUACUCGCGUCGAGACUUUCUACGAUAUUCAACUCAAUAUCAAGGGAAAGAAAAAUAUCGACGAGUCAUUCAAAGACUACAUAAGCACAGAGACAUUAGACGGUGAGAACAAGUACGACGCGGGCGAGCACGGGCUGCAGGAGGCGGAGAAAGGCGUGAUCUUCGCGUCGUUCCCGCCUGUACUGCAUCUGCAUCUCAUGCGGUUCCAGUACGACCCCAUCACCGACAGCUCCGUCAAGUUUAAUGAUAGGUUUGAAUUCUACGAGCACAUCAACUUGGACGCGUACCUACAGGAGAAGCCCGAGACGCCCGCCGACUACACGCUGCACGCGGUGUUAGUGCACUCGGGGGACAACCACGGGGGACACUACGUGGUCUUCAUCAACCCUAAGGGCGACGGGAAGUGGUGCAAGUUCGACGACGACGUCGUGUCCCGCUGUACGAAGCAGGAAGCCAUCGAGUACAACUACGGCGGCCACGACGAGGACAUGGCGUUGACCGUGCGCCAUUGCACCAACGCUUACAUGUUGGUUUAUAUAAGGGAUUCACAGUUGAAGACUGUCUUGCAAGAGGUAACACAAGCAGAUAUACCUACUGAAUUAAGUGAAAGACUUGCUGAAGAGAAGAGGAUUGAAACUAUCCGUCGCAAGGAGCGCAACGAGGCGCACCUGUACAUGAACGUGAACGUGGUGCUGGAGGAGGCGUUCGACGGGCACCAGGGGAACGACCUGUACGACCCCGAGCGCGCGCACUACCGCGUGUUCCGCGUGCGCAAGCAGGCCAGCGUGGCCGAGCUGCUCGACACGCUCGCCGACAACUUCAAGUACCCGCUCAAGCAGCUGCGGCCCUGGCCCUUCAGCGCGCGCUCCAACCAGACCUGCAGACCCACUUGCUUAGACAUCGUCAACGACCAACACAAGACAGUAGCAGACGUCUCCGAGAACAUGAACCCCUGGAACAUAUUCCUAGAGAUGUUGCCCCCGGACUCCGGCUUCAGCGCGCUGCCGACCUUCGACAAGGAAAACGAUGUCGUUUUGUUCUUCAAGUUCUACGACCCCAAACAGAAGCGCAUUCACUACUGUGGACAUCACUACCUGCCGAUCGCCAGCAAGCCCGCUGACCUCAUACCUAUACUUAACAAGCGUGCAGGAUUCCCCCCAGACACACAACUAGUUUUAUAUGAAGAGAUCAAACCGGACUUCGUCGAGAAAAUCAACAACUACAGUGAUCCCCUUGAAAAGGUAUUGGACGAGCUGAUGGACGGCGACAUCAUCGUGUUCGAGCGCGCCGACCACAGGCACGAGGACCUCGAGCUGCCCACCUGCCAGGACUACUUCAAGUACAUCUUCUACAAGGUGGAAGUGCAGUUCGUCGAUAAGACUGUGCCGAAUGAUCCUGGGUUCACAAUGGAGCUGUCGAUGCAGAUGCGCUACGACCAGAUGGCGAGAGCGGUCGGCCAGCGGCUCAACGUGGACCCUUAUUUAAUACAGUUCUUCAAGUGUCAAAACUACAAGGAUACACCAGGACUUCCACUGAGAUACUCAUAUGACGGAAUACUUAAGGAUUUGCUAGUGUACUGUAAACCAAAGUGCCCUAAGAAAUUGUUCUACCAGAUAUUAUCUAUUAAAGUUAAUGAAUUGGAUAACAAGAAACAGUUUAAAUGUUUAUGGGUUGGUCCAAAUUAUAAAGAAGAUAAAGAAUUAAUUUUAUAUCCAAACAAAGGCGGUAAGGUGUCGGACAUCUUACAAGAGGCAGCUAAAGUCGUUGAAAUGUCGCCCGAUGGUUCUGGAACGCUAAGGAUCGUGGAAGUGUCGUGUCACAAAGUAUUACCGGGUCCCGACCCCGAGCUCACGCUGGACCAGGUCACCAUAUCGCCGCCCAGACUAUACAGAAUAGAGGAGAUACCUAGAGAUGAAAUCAACAUGCAGGAGGACGAGAUAAUAGUGCCGUGCGCGCACUUCUACAAGCAAGUUUACGCGACGUUCGGUAUCCCGUUCUACACGCGCGUCAAACACAACGAGCCCUUCCAGGCGGUCAAGGAUAGGCUCCAGAAGAAACUCGACAUACCUGAUAAGGAGUGGGAAAAGUACAAUUUCGCUAUAGUGACAAAUGGCAGACCUAAUUACAUAAGUGAAGGAGCGACAAUAAACAUAUACGACUUCAGGCCAAGUAGUAAUGCGAAUCUGUCACUUCCAGACGCGACGGCCCGGCCAUGGCUCGGGCUGGAGCACAUCAACAAGACUCCGAAGCGGUCCCGCGUCAACUACCUAGAGAAGGCGAUCAAGAUAUACAACUGAGCCAUAUCCCUUGCGCCGGCCUGGCCGCCGGCCCGGCUGCGGUCCCGGCUGCGGUCCCGGCUGCGGUCCCGGCUGCGGUCCCGGCUGCGGUCCCGGCUGCCGGCCUGGCCCCGCGCGCCGCGCCGAUAGUAACACGACACCUCACAUGCAUCCCACUCACAUAUACUUAGCCAUUUCUUACGCUGGACCACUCUAUAAUGUAUUUGUUGCUUUUUCGAUUACAGUUAUAUUUAAACGUGUGUAGCACUUAAUAUGCCGUAUUACUAUCGCCUGGAUACACGCAACAGAUUAUAAGCCUUAUUUACAUUGAUAUGUGCAUCGCUGACACCAAUAUUUGAAUUACUUUACCGCGUUAUUCUAAUUAGGUAAAUGAUCUUAUACCGACGUGUUAUAGACACUGGCGACAGAGUAGUCCUGCUAGAAACCACUUUUAAUAUAAUUUGUGAAAGUAGCUUUGAAUGGGCGAACACUUGAUAAGGUAGUCAUGGAAGCAGACGAGUCUCGCUGGUAAAGUGACAUCGAGUAUUAUUUUUUCAUGUAAUCUUUUGCUUUUUCUUAAUCGGUGGCUUUAGUAAGUUAUACGUUUUGUUAUGGUUGAAACUCACGUUCUUUCACAUAGUUUCGUUGUUAAUAUUAAAAAGGGAAAUGUUAUUAUUUAACAAGUUUUAGAUUUAAACCGGCCGUGUCCUAUAUAGCUGAGGUCACGUAGGCUAGCCCCGAACUCGUGCGCGGAAGUUAGGUCUAAAGCUAAGCGUGGCAGGCAACGUUCACGGCGUGGUGUUCCACCGACAGCGAUUCGCAUCAAGGCUCUGUGUGAAACACUCCUUAGUAUAUCCAGUGAGUAAACCGCGUGGCCUCCGGGAAAUCUUAAUAUGUCCGCUAGUGUUUUAUUUAUGUAAAUGUACUGAUUGCUGUUUGGUCGACCGGGGCGGAGACUUUCUGCUAGUGUUGCCUGCAAGGCUGUGCCAACUGUCGACGUCUCGCGUCCACCGAACAGCGAGUCGUUCUUUGGGGUGAUUCGGCAAUGUAAAGCAUUUUCACAGAGUAUACAAGACAACUUAAUUUAGACAAGAAUUUAAAUAAUAAAAUGUGCCUGUGUGUCGAUGCUUGUUUGAAUAACUAUAUUAACAAACUAGUGUAAAAUAAAGUAUUGUAUUUAUCAAUAAAAUUUAAAUCGGCUUGCUGAUCGUUUGUUAUGAUAGCAGAAGUUGCUUGUAAUGUUAAAAACUAUUUUAUUAUAAAUGUUGAACAUCUAUCAGUAAACGAGUUUAAAUGAGAAUGCAUCAUAUAGUAUAAUAGUUAAAGGAAUAAAAUUAAAAUACAGCCAAUUAUAAUAACUUUAGUAACAAGGACGACUUUAUAACGUGUUACUUACAAUAUACGCUUAUUCUAUCCACAUCCACAUAAUUUUGUAACGUUUUCCAUGAAUUAGCUUGACACAUUACUCUUUACUAAAUAGAAUGUUCAAAAUCUUCAGUGUUACACAAUACAAAAAUUAUAAAUUAUGUUCCCAUAACGGUCAGGUUAAUUGAGAUAUUUUAUUGGAGUAAAGAGAAUUCUUUUAUCUACACUGACGGUAUUGUGAUAAUAAUUAUUAGUGAAGCCUGUAUAUAGCUACUGCACAUAACCUUAAGAGACGACAAUCAUGUGUAGGUUUGUGCUUUUCUAUAAAAUAAUGUUAAAAGACACUCCCGCUAAAGUUUCAUGUGUAAUCUGUUUUUAUAGAAAUUAUUGGAGUAUAUAUUAUAUACUGAAGUCUAAAAUGUUUUAUUGAUUGUCGAAUUGCCAACACCCGGGUGUAUGUUUGAGGCGAGGAUGGUAUCAAUUAGUAUAAAUAGCAGAGCGAGCCUGCGUAGCGUUAGCUGCCUCAAGUGUACACUAGGUUUUAAUUGCACAUAAUAGUUAUAACGUUAACACUGUAUUGUUAAUUCUGGCUAAAAGCGUCCGAGCGAUCUAUAGCGAAGCGGUCUACAUGUUACUAUUUGCUAUGAUUGGUUGAAUCAGAAUCUUUCCUUUGAGAAAAUACAUUGUAAAUUGAUGUUUUACGGGAAAGGAAUCUUCAGUUGUUCCGGAGAAAUAUUUUUCUAGCAUACCACAUAGAAUAAGAUACCCCCCUUAGGCCCCCAACACUAAUAGAUAAAUUCCCAACAUGAUUAUAUUAUACCAUUUAUUUACCAAGGGAAUGGAAAUUCCUUUUCCGCAAAGCGUAAUUUUAUAUGAUGUUUCUAUUUAAUUUUUUACUUGACCUGCCAGAGAUAUGUUACGUUUUAAAUAAAUGAUUAUGUCGAAAUUAUGUAUAUAUAUGAUGUAAUAAAUUAAGAAAAAAAUACACUAAGUUUUCGUAAAGAUGCCUUAGACGUUUUAAGACAUUUUUAGUGAUUUGAAAUGGUUAUGCUUAAUUUAAUUUAAACCCUUUUUAGUUAUAUUUUCGUGUCUGGUGAUGAUAGUUUCGCAUCUCCAGAAGAUUAUGUCACAUAAUUUGUCUGCAGGAGUGCAAGCGAAUGUCCCCACGUGUAGAUUGUUUUUUUUUUAAUAAUGUUUCUAUUCAACUCAGUUAAUUUUUAUGUUAACAAUGUGUGUUGGUUGCGCUAUUUUCAUUAACAUGGUUUGAGGUAUUUAGAAAAGAAGUUAGAAUCAUAGCGGCUUAGUAGCAGAUACGUGCCGAAGUUAAUAAAUGUGGCAAAUGGGAUUAUGAGCCUUUAAGUAUGGUUUGCCUGUUGAGCUAUCUCAUUAGGUCCGAAUCCGUUACAUAGGCGAGAGAAUGUGUACAGCUUGUGCAAACAUUGAAAAUAUUUCAAUGUUUGUUAUGUUGGACUUGAAUGUUUCACUGAAUAUAAUCCUAUAUUUGUUUUA
This is a messenger RNA of Trichoplusia ni (cabbage looper), 6690 nucleotides long. RefSeq names its product ubiquitin carboxyl-terminal hydrolase 7 (gene Usp7). The transcript is spliced from 23 exons. Gene Ontology annotation, molecular function: protein binding; cysteine-type deubiquitinase activity; cysteine-type endopeptidase activity. Gene Ontology annotation, cellular component: nucleus; cytosol. Bases 469 to 3837 code for a protein of 1122 amino acids. Gene Ontology annotation, biological process: regulation of protein stability; protein deubiquitination. Lineage: Eukaryota; Metazoa; Arthropoda; Insecta; Lepidoptera; Noctuidae. The record is from RefSeq and is a predicted model, not a curated record.